This is a messenger RNA of Thermothelomyces thermophilus ATCC 42464, 447 nucleotides long. RefSeq lists its product as uncharacterized. The coding region runs from base 1 to 447 and encodes 148 amino acids. Lineage: Eukaryota; Fungi; Ascomycota; Sordariomycetes; Sordariales; Chaetomiaceae. The record is from RefSeq and is a predicted model, not a curated record. The transcript is spliced from 5 exons.
AUGUCGGUGCCGUUGCCCAUGGUGGCGGCCGGGGCUGCCACAAGUCCAACCACAACCCCUGCGGCGACGGAGUCGAGGACCUCGACGAAGACGACGAUGACGAUGACGACAACAACGACGAAGGCGACAAAGGCGACGAAGGCGCUGCGAGGGAGCGUUAGGUCCCACGAGACGCGCGCUCGGCUGAAGAUUUCCUGGUCUCGAGAGCUCAGAAUUGCCGUCGAAGUCGCGACUAACGAGAGAAACUCGGCCAUUGCCGACUCAGAUGAGGAAUCAGAUAUUGAGGCCCUCUCCCUGGUUUUGCUUCAACGCCCCCGGCUCCUAUCCACCAUCGCCACCGGCACGCGGCGCAGCCUGGCCGACACCGCGAGGGCAGAACUGCCUUCCUGGUGGUGGCUUCUGGGACUGUACUACUUCAUCUGGAUGGGCACGCACCGAACAUACUGA